This is a messenger RNA of Tigriopus californicus, 1955 nucleotides long. RefSeq names its product RISC-loading complex subunit TARBP2-like. NCBI's taxonomy places the organism in Eukaryota, Metazoa, Arthropoda, Copepoda, Harpacticoida, Harpacticidae. The record is from RefSeq and is a predicted model, not a curated record.
CCGGCUACCAACGGCCCACCGGCCGCCAAAACCCCGGUGUCGCUCCUGCAAGAGCUCUAUGUGCGUAAGGGUCUAACGCCUAUCUACGACCUGGUCCAAAUCGAAGGCGCUGUCCACGAGCCCACCUUCAAAUAUCGCGUCGUGGUGGGCGAGUUCAUGGCCACGGGCACGGGUCAGAGCAAGAAGAAAGCCAAACACGCGGCGGCCAAGUCCGUUUUAGAGAAGAUUCGGGCGGUGCAAGUCAAGGCGGGUCAGAAGUCACCGGCGGCCAUCACGGACCGCACCUCUCCGGCUGAGGCCUUGAAAGGGGCCUUGUUGCCCGCCUCGGCCGUGUCGGCCGCUCAAUUGCCGGAUUUGAAUGCUAGUGUCUUGCUCUCGCCCUACGAUGACGGCAUUGAGGGCAACCCCGUGGGCGAGCUCCAGGAAUUGUGUAUGAAUCGACGGAUGCAGCCUCCGGCAUAUGAGGUCAGCAUGCAGGAGGGUCAGCCGCAUGAGCGGAAAUUUAUUCUGGCGUGUUCCGUGGGCAAAUUGGAGGAGACGGGCUCGGGCAAGAGCAAGAAAUUGGCCAAGCGACAAGCCGCCCACAAGAUGUUGCAACGCCUCCGAGCUCAACCCGUGGAUAAGGACGACCAGUUUCAAACCCUGGAUGAUGACGAUCUGGCCGUGGGGAUCGCUCAACGCAUGAAAGACCUCAAGUUGCAUGGGGAUAUCUUUUUUCGGACCCCGGUGAACAAGGUCAACUCCAAGCUGGUCGAGUUGCAGAACAAGACGUUGGACGAGUUGAAGGCCCAACCCAUAGAGUUGUUGACGGAGAUUGCCGACGAAUACGAGUUCACGGUCACGUUUAUUGACAUCGAUGAGAAAUCCAAGGAUGACAAGUUCCAUUGCUUGGUCCAGAUGUCCACUGUACCCGUUGCCGUUUGCUACGGCAUUGGCGAGACCCCCACCGAAGCUCAGGCCAACUGCGCCUUCAAUGGACUCGAGUAUCUGCGGAUAAUGACGGGCGAAUAAAGAAAGUACCAUGCCUGCCUGUACUUUGUCAUCAUCACAUUCACCCAUGCUAUUUAACUAUCAUACAACACUUAAGUGUUAGUCACGAAUUUUGAUCAGCUCCAUCAAUGUAUUGUACACUGCUCAUUUUCCCGAGGAUUAAAUCAUCUCAUAACCCAUGUCGAAAGAAGAAACUAGGCGUAAUUGAACUUCUUUUAUGUCACUCUCUCAGAAACUCGCUGACUCAACAUGCCGAAAGCUCACCCCUUAAGUGCCAGUGAGGCUGAAGAGGACGACGAGGCACCACCUCGAAUCAAAUCCAAGGGGUCCACGGCCUUGACUUCGUUGGAGGAACUUACCAAUCAGGAGCAGAACGAUGUGUGGUUGGUCCGAAUCCCCAGCUCUAUCAAACCGGAUUCUUUGCACGAUCAACUUCUUUUGCAAAAUGGAGAGGUAAAAUUAGAGAGGAAAGGUGCCAAGUUCGUCAACAAGACCUCGAAGAAGAAGUCAUCUGUGAAUGUGGUGACCUUGAACUGGAAAGGUCUGCCCGUUUUAACCAAUGUCCCUCUUCGUGGCGAGGUUACCUUCAAUGAAGAGGUGGAAUUUGAGCCCGAUUUCAGCUGCCAGCGAAUUCCCAAUCCAAAAGAGGUUGUCCAGCCUUCGAUCAUAAAGGAAAGGCACCCUCUUUUCGGAUUUCAAAGUCCACCAGAUGUUCAUACGGAAGAAGAAGAAUUGAUCGAGAACGCCGCUACAGAGCCGUCGGCUUCCCCCAAGAAAUAUAAACGAAAAUCGAAAUCGAAAACCAUCACUGAGAUCACUCCCAAGGAAGAGUCCAAACGCAAGAAGAAGAAGCUCCAUUGAUGCAUGAAUAAUUACAUGAUCAUCGUAAGUUUAUUCGAAUAGUAUCACAGAUUGAUUGUUGAUGUCAAAAUACAGUGAUCAACGUUUAUUGGCCGGCAAACGGA